This is a messenger RNA of Cherax quadricarinatus, 4781 nucleotides long. It is a transcript of the gene mRpL45, whose product is annotated as mitochondrial ribosomal protein L45. The record is from RefSeq and is a predicted model, not a curated record. Gene Ontology annotation, cellular component: mitochondrion. Lineage: Eukaryota; Metazoa; Arthropoda; Malacostraca; Decapoda; Parastacidae.
GGUAAGGCCUCAAUAAGAUGUAAGCUUUAGUUGCCUUUAACAACCUCAACACAAACAAUGGCAGCCAGAAUUACAAGUUCCUUAUCUCGGUUAACGCUAUUUACUCCUCCUAGUUAUGUUUGUUUAACACCACACAGUCGCAGCUACUAUACACCGAAGGACCCCAACUACAAGUAUUUUCGUCCCAAUUUUGCCUUCAAGCGAAAGCAUUAUAAUCCUAAAUUCAAAAAGGAUAGGUGGUUGAAGGUGACCAAAGUAGAGCUUCCAGAAAUAGAUACGAAAGAUGAUGUAGACAAAAUGACUCCUGAUGAGAUCCGUGCCAAAAUGAAGGAGAAGGGCAUUCAGCCUACACGUCCUUGGCAGGAAAAGCCUAUAGUAAUCUCAUCUACAGCAGGAACUUUUGAGCCGUAUGUUCCUCCUGAAGGUGAUGGAAAACUGUCUACAACAUCAAAAGCAGGAGCUAAGCAAAAGUUUCAGUUCUUGGAGAAAAAAGGCAAGUCCAUGAUGGCGAUUAGAAAAAUAAGACAGUAUGAUGAGGACUUUGAUCCCAAGGAUUUUGCAGAGGAAGCACAGAAAAUUUAUAUUGAUACUCAUAAGGCCUUAGCAGAUUUUGAUAAGGUACGACUCCACCAAACAGUGACUGAGCGAGCCUACCCUAUUGUUACCCACCAAGCACAUAGAAGUACUAUCAGAUGGCACUUCUUGGGUUCUCUGGAACCUCCACGUGUAGUGCAUGCCAGAUGUACCGACGUAAUUACUACUGAUAAUAUUUUUGCUCAAAUUACAGUUCGAUUCCAUACUAAACAGAUCCUAGCAGUAUAUGAUCGGUUUGGCCGCCUUCAGCAUGGCUCAGAAGUUGUGGCUCGUGAUGUGCUAGAGUAUGUGGUUUUUGAGAAACACAUUGCUAACACUUAUGGGAUUUGGCGUAUCCAUGACAAGAUUAUCCCAGACUGGAUGCCACCACGUCAGCCUACAUUAAAGACCUACAAAAUUGAAGAGAUAAAAGAGGAAGAAGAAGCUACUCCAUCAGACAAGGAGUCCAAGGAUGGUGUUGCAGCAGAAUUAGAGAAACCAUCAAUUUCUGUUGCACAUGCAUGAUCACCACGAUUAUUGAAAAUGUGAUUAUUUUAUAUUUUGAAAAUGUCAGUGAAAGAAAAUGUUUUAUCGCAGUAGAUUUGCAGUAUACAAUUUUUAACACUGUAGGCAAGUGAGAGCUUUUUAGUGCUAAUUAAUGAAAAUAGUCAACGUGUAGAUAAAAUAUGUAAAUUACAGUUAAAAAUAACUUAAAAGUUUUUAGUAUGUAGGCGUAAUACACAAUUAUUAUAAAAUGAAAGCAGUUAACAUGUGCAGUAGAUGACGUGCUCAGUGUUGUAAGUAAAAAUUUAGAAAAUUGGCUUUACGAUGCUACAGAAAUAAGCAUAUUUAAAUUUUUUUUUUUUUUUUUUUUCAACAAGUCGGCCGUCUCCCACCGAGGCAGGGUGACCCAAAAAAAGAAAGAAAAUCCCAAAAAAGAAAAUACUUUCAUCAUCAUUCAACACUUUCACCACACUCACACAUUAUCACUGCUUUUGCAGAGGUGCUCAGAAUACAACAGUUUAGAAGCAUAUACGUAUAAAGAUACACAACAUAUCCCUCCAAACUGCCAAUAUCCCAAACCCCUCCUUUAAAGUGCAGGCACUGUACUUCCCAUUUCCAGGACUCAAGUCCGACUAUAUGAAAAUAACCGGUUUCCCUGAAUCCCUUCACUAAAUAUUACCCUGCUCAUACUCCAACAGAUCGUCAGGUCCCAAGUAUCAUUCGUCUCCAUUCACUCCUAUCUAACACGCUCAUGCACGCUUGCUGGAAGUCCAAGCCCCUUGCCCACAAAACCUCCUUUACCCCCUCUUUCCAACCCUUUCGAGGACGACCCCUAUUUAAAAUAUGUUUGUAUAAAUACAGCCUCUCCUCACUUGACGAUGGAAUUCCACUCCUGAGACCACAUCAUUCAAUGAAUUCGUUGCUAAGUGAGGAGCAUACUAUAAUGGUAGUGACUUUGUGUCAACCAUCAUUGAUAUUGUUUCUAUGUCACCUUUGCACCAUUUAUAACAUUUCUGGUAUACAGUGGAACCUCUACUUGCGAGUUUUUCCAAAUACGAGCAGUCGAUGGGUCGAUUUUUUGCUUCCAUACGCGAGCAAAAUUUCCACAAGCGACCAGACCUCAAGGCAGGGUCCUUGACACUGGUGAGGGGCUCUUGCUCUUGAUAUCGGGAAUUGUAUCUCAUUUGUUUGUUGGACUAUCUUAUUGAAACUUGGGCAAUGUAUGAUGGAAAGAUGCUUCUUAACGUACACCAAAAAUGAAAGAAAUCUAAGCAUAAAUAAUGGAGUUCACUUCUCAGCAAUUAGCCACCCCUUAGUGGUAAUUUUGAAUGGUUUUUAUGGUUGUAUUCUCGUUUUUUUUUUGGUCUCAUUUGAUAGAAUGGAAGAUAUAUUACAGAAAUAGAUAUGAUUUUGAUUGCUUUCACGACAAAAAGUACCUUGAAAUAGAGCUCAACCUAGGAGAAAUGGUCCAUUGCUUGGCUGUUUCACUGUAAACAAAUGACGUCACAGUAAAUCUUAUAUUUUUUGUAAAUAAAAAUUACAAAUUAUUUAUAUAAUAAUAAUAAUAAUAAUAAUGAAAGAAAUCUAAGCAUAAAUAAUGGAGUUCACUUCUCAGCAAUUAGCCACCCCUUAGUGGUAGUUUUGAAUGGUUUUUAUGGUUGUAUUCUCGUUUUUUUGGUCUCAUUUGAUAGAAUGGAAGAUAUAUUACAGAAAUAGAUAUGAUUUUAAUUGCUUUCAUGACGAAAAGUGCCUUGAAAUUGAGCUCAACCUAGGAGAAAUGGUCCAUUGCUUGGCUGUUUCAGAGUAAACAGAUGACGUUACUGUCCAUUCCAAUAUGCAGUCGUGAAUGGGUUGACAUAUUUAUACAAUUAUUGCAAUGAGGAAUAACAGUAAAUCUUAUAUAUUUUGUGUGAAUAAAAAUUACAAAUAAUUCAUAUAUAAUAAUAAUAAUAAUAUGAAUAAUAACAAUAUGUAUAAUAAUAACAAUAAUAGUAUAAUACAAUAAUAAUAUAAUAUGUAUAAUAAUAAUAUUCUUUCUUUCAACACACCGGCCGUAUCCCACCGAGGCGGGGUGGCCCAAAAGGAAAAACGAAAGUUUCUCAUCUUACAUAUAGUAAUAUAUACAGGAGAAGAGGUUACUAGCCCCUUGCUCCCGGCAUUUUAGUCGCUUCUUAAAACACGCAUGGCUUACAGAGGAAGAAUUCUGUUCCACUUCCCCAUGGAGAUAAGAGGAAAUAAACAAGAAUAAGAACUAGAAAGAAAAUAGAAGAAAACCCAGAGGGGUGUGUAUAUAUGUGCUUGUACAUGUAUGUGUAGUGUGACCUAAGUGUAAAUAGAAGUAGCAAGACAUACCUGAAAUCUUGCAUGUUCGUGAGACAGAAAAAAGGACACCAACAAUCCUACCAUCAUGUAAAACAAUUACAGGCUUUCGUUUUACACUCACUUGGCAGGACGGUACACCUACCAUCCGACUUACGACCUGCUCGACUUACGACCACUCGACUUACGACCGUGUUUUUUAUGCCAAAUUUCUGGGAAACAAACAACUAUUUGUGUUGUACACAGUGUUUAUCCUAAACCUUACAGUAUAAAAUACAGUACUAACAGCAUAAAAAGUAAAGUAAAACAUGAAAUACCAAAAUAAAACAAAAUAAAGUCAUUACAAAAAUGUUUUGUUGAUAUUCAGUAGUAAAGUUCGACUUACGACCGGUUUCUCGGAACCGAACUCGGUCGUAAGUCGGAUGGUAGGUGUAGUAUCUCCCUGGGCAGUUGCUGUCUACCAACCUACUACCUAUGUAUAAUAAUACAUAUAUAAUAAUAAUGUACUACAUAUAAUAAUUAUAAUAAUAGACGGCUUCAAAAGGCCAUCACUAGAUGGCAGUGUUUACCACAACAAAGAGGGAGCAGUUGUGGCCGCCUCCACCUGUUACAUAAUGACAUUUUAUUCAUUCUAGAGUAUAUAUCGUGUUUCUAUGUUAUAUUGUCUGUUAUGUCAUAUUAGAUGAACUGUGAUAUAUAAAUAAGCCGUAUAGAUGAUACUAGCGAAAUUAUUCAUGAAGUAUUUUGCCCGGUGUCCAGACAAAAUCUCCUCCACCGCCCAUACCACUACAUGAAUGACAUAUUUCAUUCAUUUUAGAGUAUAUAUUAGGUUUCUAUGUUAUUUAUAUUGUUUAUUAUGUCAUAUUAGAUGAAGUGAGAUAGAUAAAUAAGCCGUAGAGUUGAUAUUAGCGAAAUUAUUGAAGUACAGAAUUCCACUGGAAUGGAUUAAUUGCAUUUCAGUUAAUUUAAAUGAGGAAAAUUGACUCUGCAAACGAGCAAAUCCAGUUGCGAGCAAGGUCAUGGAACGGAUUAAACUCGCAAGUAGAGGUUCCACUGUAUUUUUAAAUGUGUAUACAGUAGUGUACUGUAUAUUGAAAUAAACAGAAUAGAAGAAAUUAACUCUAAUAUACAUUAUUUAGGUAUGAAUACUGGUCAGAGUGCCCAUUGUAAGUCUGAGGCAUCGGUAAACGAGUACGUCACUAAGUGAGGAGAGGCUUUAGUAUGAAUAAUGGUGGAAGAUAGGAAUAAAGAUAUAAUUCAGAACAAACAUGUUAAAAAUAAAGACUUGCUCGGGUAUAUGUCAACUUGUUACCUCAGUCACCAAUGACUGAGGAUGUUUAAUCCCAUUUUGGAACAAUAAAGAUCACACCAAGGUGACAGUUUUA